AUGGCUGCUACAUCAAGAAUCUACCCCAUUGCACUCACCCUGGCUUUCAUUUUCUUUAUUACAUUUCUGAUUCCUUCAGUUGGGGCAGUAGAGUCAGGUGACAGUGAGAGAUGGUUGCAGCAAAGUAAAAUGGUGUUGGGGUCAAGGCCUCCCCGUUGUGUGAACAAGUGCUUGAGUUGCAGGCCUUGCAUGGCUGCUCUUGUCAUUCCUUCCCACCAAUGGAACAAAUUCAAAGCAACAAACCAUGGCGAUGGAGAUGAUAACUAUUACCUCCUCUCCUGGAAAUGCAAGUGUGGGGAUAAGCUCUUUCAACCUUGA
Gossypium raimondii (Peruvian cotton) is the source of this 318-nucleotide messenger RNA. RefSeq names its product EPIDERMAL PATTERNING FACTOR-like protein 8. The record is from RefSeq and is a predicted model, not a curated record. Bases 1 to 318 code for a protein of 105 amino acids. Gene Ontology annotation, biological process: guard cell differentiation; stomatal complex development. The transcript has 2 exons. NCBI's taxonomy places the organism in Eukaryota, Viridiplantae, Streptophyta, Magnoliopsida, Malvales, Malvaceae.